GGCUGAGUGUGAAGUAUCGAUCAGCUUCCAUCUUCCUUCAAGUCGGUAAAUAGGAGAGAAAAACGUAAACUUUGCAGAUAAAUUUGCUAUUUCAUGUGCCUGCAGUGAUUUAUAUGACAUAAAAAUAAUGGCUGUGACCAGUGGAGUUUCCUUCGUUCUCUCCCUCAUCCUCACAAUAAUCCUAUUCUCCGGAAUGCAGAUGUACAAAGGCUGGCUAGCCUCCUCCCAACUGCACACAAUCCUUGGAGGAUACAUUGGAUCCAUGCUAUUCAUAUUUAUUCUCACAGCACUGGGGAAUCUCGAAUCCACUGUCUUCGGAAAAACUUUUCAAAUGAAGCUCUUUCCAGAAGUCUUCAUCUCCCUAAUCGUCUCCAUGAUCGCUUCAGGACUGGUUCACCGCGUCUCCACGACAACCUGCUUCCUCUUCUCCAUGGUGGCACUCUAUUACAUAAACCGCAUUUCCCAGGAGACAUACGCAACACCCACUGCAGCAGCUACUUUGCAUACGAAAAAGAGGAAGUAAUUCGUGAAUAAUUCAUCUGUUAUCUCAUUCUAACGUAAUAACUAAACGAUUGGUGAAGAUGAAUCCUCAAUACUCCAUGACCUUCAUCUAACUGAAACAUGGGAAUGAACAAUGGAAAUAAUGCUUCAAAAAGUCAACAGGUACCUAAAAAAAUGAAUUUUAUGGGCUGAAAAAAAUUUCUGGGCAUUUCUAUUCAGAUCGACGAGUACCAGAGACAUUUUUACAAUAAUUUUUAUGAAUUUGUGGAUUCAUCUGCAUUUUUCAUCCCUCAGUCAUGGAAUUAAUUUCACAAUCGUUUCAUUCAUUUUUAUUCACCAGAAGAAUUUUUACACAUAAAGAUGAAGGAAAGAAACAAUCAAUCAUGUAAUUUUAAUAAAUCGAUUUUUUAAUCAA
Molecule: messenger RNA, 916 nt
Organism: Diachasma alloeum
Lineage: Eukaryota; Metazoa; Arthropoda; Insecta; Hymenoptera; Braconidae
Product: protein KRTCAP2 homolog
Exons: 3
Coding region: 128-523 (131 amino acids)
Source: RefSeq, a predicted model, not a curated record